Pezoporus occidentalis (night parrot) is the source of this 3736-nucleotide messenger RNA. It is a transcript of the gene SGSM1, whose product is annotated as small G protein signaling modulator 1. The coding region runs from base 6 to 3458 and encodes 1150 amino acids. The record is from RefSeq and is a predicted model, not a curated record. The transcript is spliced from 26 exons. Gene Ontology annotation, molecular function: GTPase activator activity. NCBI's taxonomy places the organism in Eukaryota, Metazoa, Chordata, Aves, Psittaciformes, Psittacidae. Gene Ontology annotation, biological process: activation of GTPase activity.
CGGCCAUGGCGGCGGCCCCGGCGGAGGCCGAGACCCGGCAGCGGCUGCUGCGCACCGUCAAGAAGGAGGUCAAACAGAUCAUGGAGGAGGCGGUGACGAGGAAGUUUGUGCAUGAGGACAGCAGCCACAUCAUCUCCUUCUGUGCGGCGGUGGAGGCCUGCGUCUUGUUUGGCUUGAAGCGGCGGGCAGCAGGGUUCCUGCGCAGCAACAAGAUAGCAGCUCUCUUCAUGAAGGUGGGAAAGAGCUUUCCCCUGGCAGAGGAGCUCUGCAGGAAGGUGCAGGACCUGGAGCAGCUCAUCGAGAACGCACGAAACCAGGUCCAGGGCAUCCCGGAGAACGUGCGCAAGAUGCCGAAGCUGCCCAACCUGUCUCCUCAAGCCAUCAAGCACCUCUGGAUCCGCACGGCCCUCUUUGAAAAGGUCCUGGAUAAAAUCGUCCAUUACUUGGUAGAAAACAGCAGUAAGUACUAUGAGAAAGAAGCUCUCCUGAUGGAUCCUGUGGAUGGACCAAUUCUCGCCUCUUUACUGGUGGGGCCCUGCGCGCUGGAGUACACCAAGAUGAAGACCGCCGACCACUUCUGGACAGACCCCUCUGCGGAUGAGCUGGUGCAGAGGCACCGCAUCCACAGCUCCCACUGCCGCCAGGACUCGCCCACCAAGCGCCCGGCGCUCUGCAUCCAGAAGAGGCAUUCGAGCGGCAGCAUGGAUGAUCGGCCGUCACUGUCUGCCAGGGACUACGUGGAGUCGCUGCACCAGAAUUCCCGAGCCACCCUCCUCUAUGGCAAGAACAACGUCCUGGUGCAGCCACGAGAUGACAUGGAGGCGAUCCCGGGGUAUCUGUCCCUUCACCAGGCUGCAGACAUCAUGGCACUGAAGUGGACUCCCAACCAGCUGAUGAACGGCUCCGUGGGGGAUCUGGACUACGAGAAGAGUGUGUACUGGGACUAUGCCAUGACUAUUCGCCUGGAGGAGAUCGUGUACUUGCACUGCCACCAGCAAGUAGACAGCGGUGGAACGGUUGUCUUGGUGAGCCAGGAUGGGAUUCAGAGGCCUCCGCUGCGCUUUCCCAGAGGAGGGCACUUGCUGCAGUUCCUGUCCUGCCUGGAGAACGGGCUCCUGCCCCACGGGCAGCUGGAUCCACCCCUCUGGUCACAGCGGGGAAAGGGAAAGGUGUUUCCCAAGCUGAGGAAGCGAAGCCCACAGGGCUCCUCCGAGUCUGCCUCCGACAAGGAAGACGAUGAAGCCACGGAUUAUGUUUUCAGGAUCAUCUACCCAGGGACACAGGCUGAAUUCGUUCCCAUUAAUGGCCAUUUUCAGCCGUUCCUCGCCUCUGUGAUCUCCAUCAGUGCAAUGAGAGGGAGGAGCACAAGGACUGCAGCUGCGAGCAGGAUGGUGGUGACCCCUAAGUGGUUUCUGAGGCUCCCCAUCACGUCCCGACCUCCCUUUGGCCCUCUGGGGACCGCUCGGUGUCAGUUGCCCCAGGACCUGAUGGACGCGCCAGGCUCUGCUCUGCCUCCCAUGUGGCAGCCCAGCACCCGCAAGUCCUCCUGCUCCUCCUGCUCGCAGAGCGGCUCCUCCGACGGCGGACCAGCCAACGGCUGCAGCCACGAGAGAGCUCCGCUGAAGCUCCUGUGUGACAACAUGAAGUACCAGAUCCUCUCCCGGGCCUUCUACGGCUGGCUGGCCUAUUGCAGGCACCUCUCCACGGUGCGCACCCACCUCUCGGCGCUGGUGAACCACAACAUCGUGUCCCCUGAUGUGCCCUGCAGCGCCAGCUCGGGGCUGACCGUGGACAUCUGGCAGAGAUACCUGCAGGACAGCACGAGUUACGAGGACCAGGAGCUGCUGCGGCUCAUCUACUAUGGUGGGAUCCAGCACGAGAUCAGGAAGGCUGUCUGGCCCUUCCUGCUGGGCCAUUACCAGUUCGGGAUGACGGAGGCAGAAAGGAAGGAGGCGGACGAGCAGACGCGCACGUGCUACGAGCACACCAUGGCGCAGUGGCUGGGCUGCGAGGCCAUCGUCCGCCAGCGGGAGAAGGAGUCGCAUGCGGCUGCCCUGGCCAAGUGCUCCUCAGGGGCCAGCCUGGAUUCCCACCUCCAGAGGAUGAUGCACAGGGACUCCACCAUCAGCAACGAGUCCUCGCAGAGCUGCAGCUCCGGCCGACAGAAUCACGCCCGGCUGCAGAGCGACUCCAGCUCCAGCACCCAGGUGUUUGAGUCUGUUGAUGAGGCGGAGCAGCCCGAGGCGGACGCUCAGCUGGAAGAUGGCAAAGCGAGCAAGAUCCCCAACGGGACCGUGCCCAACGGUGCCUGCUCCCCGGACUCCGGCCACCCCUCGUCCCAGAACUUCUCCAUCGCGUCGGGGUUCUCCGAGCGCAGCUUCAGCAACGAGGACAGCGCCCUGGAGACCACCAAGUCCUCGGCCAGCUCCCAGGGAAAGGCGGGGGGCUCGGAUGCGCCAGCCCCGCAGGACCCUGAUGGGGCCCGGCAGGAGGAGAAGCUGCAGGGCCAGGACAGCCUGGAAGGGGAGUUUGCCAGCGGUGGAAGCGCGGACUUUGUUCCGGUGAGCUCCUCGGGGGUCCUGCGUGAUGGAGACCGUGUGGCCCUGGCCGUGGUAGAGAGCUGGGCAGACAGCGAAGCUGAGAAGCAGAGCUUGGUGGAGAGUGAGGACACCCUCUCCGAGGAGCCGGAGAUGGAGAGCCUGUACCCGCAGCUGGACUCCCUGCCUGCAGCUGAUCUGGCCACCAGUGGAACGGCUGCCGUCUCCUCGACGGGUGUCACCUACUCGGCAGAGCUCCUGGACAUGUACACGGUGAACCUGCACCGCAUCGAGAAGGACGUGCAGCGCUGCGACCGCAACUACUGGUACUUCACCCCCGCCAACCUGGAGAAGCUGCGCAACAUCAUGUGCAGCUACAUCUGGCAGCACAUUGAGAUUGGCUACGUGCAGGGGAUGUGUGACCUGCUGGCCCCUCUCCUCGUCAUCCUGGAUGAUGAGGCUCUGGCCUUCAGCUGUUUCACUGAGCUGAUGAAGAGGAUGAAUCAGAACUUUCCCCAUGGAGGAGCCAUGGACACCCACUUUGCCAACAUGAGAUCCCUGAUCCAGAUCCUGGACUCAGAGCUCUUUGAGCUGAUGCACCAGAACGGUGACUACACUCACUUCUACUUCUGCUACCGGUGGUUUCUCCUGGACUUCAAGAGAGAGCUGGUGUACGAUGAUGUCUUUGCCGUCUGGGAGACCAUCUGGGCAGCUGCACACGUCUCCUCCGCUCACUACGUGCUCUUCAUAGCCCUGGCGUUGGUGGAAAUGUACCGGGACAUAAUCCUGGAGAACAACAUGGAUUUUACAGACAUCAUCAAGUUUUUCAAUGAGAUGGCCGAGCGGCACAACACCAAGCAGAUCCUGAAGCUGGCUCGGGACCUCGUCUAUAAAGUCCAGACUCUGAUCGAGAACAAGUGAAGGACAGGGGGAAGGUGAGAUAUCCAGACAAGGAGCCGGGACGCCCCUCCAAUGCUUCCUCCCCUUCUCCUCCUCCUCCAAGUGCCAUGCCUGUGGAUACAAGGUAGUUGGACACAUGCUGCUGUCUAAGCUGGAAGUACCCUUAGCUCUCCACGUGCUGUGUUCAGUGUUAGGUCCAGUGCUCCUGGCUCACGUCUUCGCAGCCGCCUUCAGUGACUUAACCAAAGAUCUGUGCAAGUGCAUCUCAGUGCUGAGGACUUGCUUUGGGAGCACCCAAA